CGUGUUGUUCCCACUGUCCUGAACGUCACGUCACUUUAGCGUCACGUGGUGUUUGUUGACGGUAGGAGAGUGAGAAAGAUGGCGGCCCGCUGGAGCAGUGAGAAUGUUGUGGUGGAGUUUAGAGACGCCCAGGCCACCGCCAUGUCCGUGGACUGCCUGGGCUCCCACGCUGUGCUGUCCGGGCGUCGCUUCCUGUACCUGGUGAACCUGGAGUUGCCGUCUGAACCGUCGCGGAAAAUCGGGCGACAGAGUAAGUGGGACGUGGGGACGGUCCAGUGGAACCCGCACAGAUCCGACGCCCACGUCUUCGCCGCCUCUAGUAACCAGCGGGUGGAUCUGUACUCGUGGAGGGACGGCUGCGGCGAAACGCACACCUCCCUGCAGGGGCACACCCGGGUCAUCAGCGAUCUGGACUGGUCCUGGUUUGAACCCGAGUUCCUGGUCACCAGCUCCGUGGACACCUACAUCUACAUCUGGGACACCAGAGACACUCGGAAACCCACGCUGGCGCUGUCCGCGGUCGCUGGGGCGUCUCAGGUGAAGUGGAACAAGAAGAACCAGAAUCUGCUGGCGUCCAGUCACGACGGUGACGUUCGGAUCUGGGACAAAAGGAAGCCGAACACGGCGGCAGAAUACGUGGCCGCUCACCUGUCCAAGAUCCACGGCCUCGACUGGCAUCCGGACAGCGAGUUCAUCUUCGCCACGUCCAGCCAGGACAACUCAGUGAGGUUUUGGGAUUACCGGCAGCCCAGGAAGUACCUGAACAUCUUGUCGUGUCAGGUGCCGGUGUGGAAGGCCAGGUACACGCCGUUCUCCAAUGGUCUGGUCACGGUGAUGGUUCCUCAGCUGAGGAGGGAGAACAGCCUUUUACUGUGGAGUACGCUCGACCUCAACAGCCCCGUCCACGCCUUCGUGGGACACGACGACGUGGUGCUGGAGUUCCAGUGGCGGCCGCAGAAAGAAGGCUCCAAGGACUACCAGCUGGUCACCUGGUCCAGAGAUCAGACUCUGAGGAUAUGGAGGGUGGAUCCUCAGCUGCAGAAGCUGUGUGUCAGUGACGUGCAGGAGGACCUGAUGGACGCGAUGUCCCUCACCGCGGAGUCGGAGAAGCCUCUGUCGUCUCAGGAGUCGGAGGGCCAGCAGAGCGGGGGCCCCGCCUCGGAGAGCCUGCAGGAUCAGGACGGCUCUCUGACUGCUGGAGGUCUUCAGGACUCGGCGGCAGGUUCGGGUCUCGCUCAGACUCUGCAGCAGGAGUUCUCUCUGGUCAACCUGCAGAUUAGAAACGUCAACGUGGAGAUGGACGCGUUGAACCACAGCUGCGUGGUGUCGGCUCAUUUCGGGAGCCAUCAGGUUCACCUGGUUGUAAAGUUUCCGGCUCAGUAUCCAAACAACGCCGCGCCCACCUUCCAGUUUGUCUCCCCGACGACCAUCCCCUCUGCCAUGAAGACCAAGAUCCAGAAGAUCCUCAGAGACACGUCUCUGCAGAAGGUGAAGAGGAACCAGAACUGCCUGGAGCCGUGCGUCCGACAGCUCGUGUCCUGCUUGGAGUCUGAUAUGACACAGGAGGACAGUCCCGCCUCCGGCCCCUUCGUCCUGUCCAACCCCGUCACUCCGUCCCUGCAGGCGUUUCCUCGAGUCACCAACACCUACGGCUCCUACCAGGACGCCAACAUCCCGUUCCCUCGGACAUCCGGAGCUCGCUUUUGUGGCACCGGCUGUCUCGUUUACUUCACCCGACCGAUAACCAUGCACCGCUCUGCCCCGCCCACAGAGCCCACUCCCAGAUUCCUGUGUUCCUGUUUCUCUGCGGCCAAUCACCCGCUCCCCUUCCCCCAUGCCGCUGUGGGCCACUCCUCCUCCUUACUCUCCUCCAAUCCGAAGCUCCCACUCUCUGCCUCCCGCCGCUGGUCUGUCCAAACCCUCCACGAUUGGCCGAAAUCCCGCCGCUUUAAGACGAAGCGAGAGGGGACGGACUACGGCAACCGUCCAAUCAAACUUGCCGGAAAAGUCAUCAUCCAGGAGAUCUCCUGCCUGCUGCCCGUCCACAAAACUCUGGGAGAGAACUACAUCCUGAACAUGAACGACAUCCAGGAAACGUGUCAGAAGAACGCAGCAGCGGCGCUCGCUGUCGGACGCAGAGACGUGGCGAAGGUUUGGGCUCUGGCGUCUGCAGCAACCAAUCAGGACCUGAGCCCAGACUCUGACCCGGACAUGGAGACUCCUUGGGCCAGACACCCAUUUGGACGCCACCUGCUGGAGACUCUCCUGGAUCACUACAGUCAGAUAAGUGACGUUCAGACUCUGGCCAUGCUGUGCGGCGUGUUCAAAGCUCAGGCUCCGCCUCCAGACUCUUACGCACUAUUCGGGCACCAUACGUCACGGGCCUCCGUGUUCCCCCCGCACCACGCUCGUUAUCCCAGCUACACGUCCAGCUCCGUCACCUCGGGCUCCUGCUCCAGCACCUCUGACUCCAUCACCACGACCACCUGGAACCCAGGUCGAGACUCUGAGCACGCCAACCCGUGGGGCGAAUCCUCUCCCGACGACUACCGCUAUGUCAACCAGGGCUACACAGACCCGCGAGAACGCGAGCGAGAGCAGCACGUGAUGAACAAGAGGCUUCUGGACCCGGCCAACACACUGCAGUUUGACGACUUUAAGAAGUGCUACGGUGAAAUCUUGUACCGCUGGGGUCUGCGAGACAAGAGAGCCGAAGUGCUCAAGUUCGCCUCCUGCCCACCCGAACCUCACAAAGGCAUCGAGUUUGGCGUGUACUGCUGUCACUGCCGCAGUCAGGCUCGUGGGACGCAGUGCGCUGUCUGCAAGCGCCUCACCUUCCAGUGCGCCAUCUGUCACGUCGCCGUCCGCGGCUCCUCCAACUUCUGCCUGAGCUGCGGCCACGGAGGACACACCAGUCACAUGAUGGACUGGUUUCGGCGGCAGGACGAGUGUCCGGCCGGCUGCGGCUGCCACUGUCUGCUACAGAGCACCUUCUGACGCGGCGCGGACGCUCCGCGUGAUGGGGUCGCCAUGUUUAAAACCUCCUCUGUGAUCACAUGAUGGGAGAUCAGCAGCUGCUCUGCUGGAGGCGACAUCAGUCCGUCCGACACUUCGCUCCAGAGCGAGAUCUCAGCAUCGAAUCCAGUCCAGGAGAGAUGGCAAAGAUGAUUUAUUAGCACAAGUGAAAAAACACGGAUGUUUUUCUGUCUGUCAAAGCUGGAAAAGUUUGUACGUGGAAAAAAGCGCAAAGAAAACAGACUCAUCGAACGCAGAUUAUGAAACACACGACUCGACUAAAAUCGCAUUUUUGUGGCAAAUCAAGUCACUGAUGUGACCUCACCUUUGGUGCUUUGUAACACAGCGGAGUCGCCGCGCUCAGAAGCGAAUGAUGCGGCGAAGACUCGCAGCAGCUCUCUGCCUCACUGCAGACGCCGUCGCGGACUGUGACGGAUUUCUGUAGAAAAUUAAAGACUGAAUAGUUUCAAAUGUUAUAAAGUAUGUUUGUGCAUGAAAUCUGAAUCAGUUGUGCUUUUCUCCAGCGUCCAGUUUAAAACAGACGUCGCAAUACAAAGGUCACUGUUCACAUAA
This is a messenger RNA of Pundamilia nyererei, 3588 nucleotides long. It is a transcript of the gene wdr59, whose product is annotated as WD repeat domain 59. The record is from RefSeq and is a predicted model, not a curated record. Gene Ontology annotation, molecular function: protein binding; signaling adaptor activity. Gene Ontology annotation, cellular component: Seh1-associated complex; vacuolar membrane. NCBI's taxonomy places the organism in Eukaryota, Metazoa, Chordata, Actinopteri, Cichliformes, Cichlidae. Gene Ontology annotation, biological process: cellular response to amino acid starvation; positive regulation of TORC1 signaling. The transcript is spliced from 26 exons. The coding region runs from base 79 to 2997 and encodes 972 amino acids.